Messenger RNA from Silurus meridionalis, 414 nucleotides. It is a transcript of the gene crha, whose product is annotated as corticoliberin. Gene Ontology annotation, molecular function: hormone activity. The coding region runs from base 1 to 414 and encodes 137 amino acids. The record is from RefSeq and is a predicted model, not a curated record. Gene Ontology annotation, cellular component: extracellular region. NCBI's taxonomy places the organism in Eukaryota, Metazoa, Chordata, Actinopteri, Siluriformes, Siluridae. The transcript has a single exon.
AUGAAGCGGUACGUUGUGUUUGCGUUGGUGGCGAUGCUCUGCACUUUCAUUCCGUGCAACAAAUGCAAGGCAAUAGCCAGCUUUAAGGAUGAGCUCACUGGCUUUAGACUAACGGAACAGCAGCAUCCAGUUCUACCAAUCCUCAUACGACUAGGAGAACAGUACUUCAUCAGGCUCGACAACCCAAAGCAGAGUCUGUUGCAGGAAGAUGUGGAUGAGCUUGGAAACGUUUUAACAGACAACUUUAUCCAGCUGCCGGACUCGGCUGAGAGAAAGCGCAGGGGUGACGAACCGCCAAUCUCUUUGGAUUUGACAUUUCACCUGCUGCGUGAGGUGCUGGAGAUGGCACGGGCUGAACAGUUAGCUCAGCAGGCGAACAACAACAGAAAAAUCAUGGACUUCUUUGGGAAGUAA